Messenger RNA from Eruca vesicaria subsp. sativa (arugula), 759 nucleotides. The record is from the annotation of a GenBank genome assembly. NCBI's taxonomy places the organism in Eukaryota, Viridiplantae, Streptophyta, Magnoliopsida, Brassicales, Brassicaceae.
AUGACUGAAGAAUUCGAAACCGCUGGCAUCUGCACCGGGACAUGGUGGAGCCUUCCCAACGGCAUGUUCUCCGACUGCUCUCUGCACCGUUGUCCUGAAAUAUCCAUGGAUUUCGAAGGAUUCGAAUGGCAAAACAAUGAUAACCUCGAUGCCAAAACCUAUGACAAGAGCCAUACUUCUACAUUAUUAAGAAAUACAAAUCUUGAUUACACCUCACAAGUCAAUCCUUGGAACCAUUAUAACCAACAAGAAGAAAGGUUCGAUCCGAUAAAUAGUUUCUUAGAGGAAUUGUUUGAUUCUAGUGUGAAACCAGAACUACUCGAAAGCUUUCACUUCUUCGAUGACGUUAUCUCGGACGAAUCAAGAACUAUAUCAGUCCUUGAUCACGAGAUUGGAGACAAACAUGAGGAAGAACUACAAGCCUGGAAGAGUCUAAUUACUUGCCAAGUACGUAAAGAGAAACUCGGAGAUCGAAUCACCGCGCUUCAGCAGUUAGUUUCACCCUUUGGCAAGACAGACACUGCUUCUGUCCUACAUGAUGCUGUAGAGUACAUCAAGUUUCUUCAUGAACAAAUCACUGUCUCGACUAAUCCAUACUUGAACUCUAGAGGAUCUGGUGAACAGAAGCAGUGUUCAUACAAUAAUACUCAUGUUGAUGAAGACUCUAGUCUAAGACAAGAUCUUCGAAGCCGUGGUCUUUGUCUGAUGCCGAUUUCAAGUACUUUCUCCACCUCUCCGCCGCAUAUUGGACUCAUCUAA